AAAUUUUCUUGUUUUUCAUUGUUGCUGUUUCAGGUUCUUCUAUUUAAAUUUUCUAUUAAAUUGUCUCAACAUGUCAGCAAAACAAGGACAAGAAAUUAAUUUGACCACUCUCCAGUUGCCACAGCUGAAGAUGCUGCAUGACCAGUUUGACAGUGAGAUUGAAUAUCUCACUAGUUCAAUGCAGUCUUUAAAAGGGGCACAAACUCAGUUUGAAUCGUCAAAACGUUGCUUGUUAAAAUCCAUGACCCCUGAAAAUGAGGGUAAAAGUGUUCUUGUACCACUUACCAGUUCCCUAUAUGUCCCAGCGAACUUGGUGGAUACAAAUAAAGUUUUAAUCGAUAUUGGUACAAAUUAUUACGUUGAAAAAAAUAUUUCCGAAGCUGAAGAAUUUUUCAAGCGGAAAUCUGACUAUGUGAAGCAGCAGAUGGAAAAGUUCCAACCAAUUCUGCAGCACAAGUUUAAAACAAGACAACUUAUAGUUGAAGUUAUGCAGACAAAACUUUUGGCUCAAUCCAAGCAACAAAAGUCUGAUCAAAAGAAAUAAACUGAAACAAAAGUCAUUAUGCUUAAAUAAAAUAUUUAAUGCAGUUUUUAUUAUUUCAUUAGAGUGUUCAUGUUUGCGCCUCAAUUUCAAAAACUGUUCACUUGCAUGUUUCAAACAGGCUUUCAUGUUUUUUUAAUGUAUUGGACUUAUACAAAAAUCUAUAUCUAUAUAUAUGGCCAUUUAGUUUGAGUAGAUUACAAUAAUUAAAUUUUUGCAUCGUGAGACUAUCUUGGGUUGCGCAUUGUCAUUUGUUAAUGUAGUUUUUGUAUGUUAGA
Ciona intestinalis (vase tunicate) is the source of this 819-nucleotide messenger RNA. RefSeq names its product prefoldin subunit 5. Gene Ontology annotation, biological process: RNA polymerase II core complex assembly; RNA polymerase III assembly; RNA polymerase I assembly. The record is from RefSeq and is a predicted model, not a curated record. Gene Ontology annotation, cellular component: cytoplasm; prefoldin complex. Lineage: Eukaryota; Metazoa; Chordata; Ascidiacea; Phlebobranchia; Cionidae.